This is a messenger RNA of Charadrius vociferus (killdeer), 1218 nucleotides long. RefSeq names its product family with sequence similarity 102, member B (gene EEIG2). The transcript has 13 exons. The record is from RefSeq and is a predicted model, not a curated record. Lineage: Eukaryota; Metazoa; Chordata; Aves; Charadriiformes; Charadriidae. Bases 1 to 1218 code for a protein of 405 amino acids.
AUGUCGGCAAGUACCAGGAAGGUGGAGGCCUCCUUUGAGGUUCCUGCAAACCCUGCUCUUCUCCCAAUUAAGCAAGCUCAGUUUCCUCAGUCCCUCCUCACAGAGCACGGGAUCCAACCUGCAGACAUCCUGGCGGUCCACUCUCCAAGUUUAUCCAUGUCCUUCAUUCAGACAUUCAAAUCAAUCUCUUUGGUGACCAAGAUAGAGCACUUAGAACAGAUUGCUGCUGGAAGCACUGAUCUGGGUACAGGUUGUAGCCCAGACCUGAUGCGGGAGGUAGUACAGGCAAACUGUGUCCGCUGGAAGAAAAAGUUCUUAUUUAUGUGUAAAAUCAGUGCCAGUGCCACAACAGGGAUUCUGGACACUUGCAUUUGCAGGGUAUCUGUACGCAAGGAGCUAAAAGGAGGAAAGGCAUAUGCAAAGCUGGGAUUUGCAGAUCUAAAUCUAGCAGAGUUUGCUGGAUCGGGAAAUACCACUCGUCGCUGUUUACUGGAAGGUUAUGAUACCAAAAAUACAAGACAGGAUAACUCCAUUCUCAAAGUUUUGAUCAACAUGCAGCUAAUGUCUGGAGAUCCAUGCUUUAAAACGCCUCCUUCCACAGCAAUGUCUAUAGCAAUUGCUGGAGAAUCAGAAUCUUUGCAUGAAGACCGGAAGGGUGGAGAAAGCUUAAAACUAGUACAUCUGGGCAUAGCAGAUGUCUCAUCAAAGAGUGCCUCCGUCCCAGAUGAACUUGGUGCAUGUGGACAUUCCAGAACAUCAAGCUAUGCAAGUCAGCAGUCAAAACUGUCAGGGUAUAGCACGUGUCACUCUAGAUCAUCCAGUCUGUCUGAACUCUGCCACAGGAGAAACACCUCAGUGGGUAGUACCUCGACAGGAAUAGGCAGUAUUCUAGAGCCAUGUGAAGAGACUGAGCCAAAAGUAACCGAACCCGAUAUUGAUACAUCUGUUAAAGGUGCACCAUCAGAAAAACCCUGCAGACAUCCUGUAAAGCAAGACUCUGUGGAGUCACAGCUGAAGAGGGUUGAUGCUACCAGAGUUGAUGCUGAUGAUAUAGUUGAAAAAAUACUCCAGAGUCAAGACUUCAGUUUAGACUCAAGCGCAGAAGAAGAAGGUUUAAGAUUAUUUGUGGGCCCUGGUGGAAGCACUUCUUUUGGAAGCCAUCACCUACCUAACAGAGUAGGAUCUGGAGCAUAUGAGCAGGUGGUGAUAAAACGCUAG